AUUGCGUGCACAGAACAAAUACUUGUUCAUUUGUGUUUAUGACUGACUUAAAAUGAGUAAAAAACGUAAAAUGCCCAGGUCUGCCCUAGAAGAAGGUGUGUUCCUUUUUCACAACUAAAUAUAUUUGUGUGUAGUGUCUCUAUUUAUCCAGAUGGAGGCAGAAAACUUCUGUUCGUUUUCUUCAGCAUCCUCUCGUUGUCCUACCAACAGCCUGAUGAAUUCAUACACACUCUAAACGAGACCACAGAACCACAACACAGCCUCAUGUUCGCAAAGGAAGAGCAGGUUUUCCUGUGUCAUUACUGAGUUUUAGAGUUUUAGAUAUUAUGCAUUAUUAGAAAUAGCAGUACAGAGAAAGCAAAGGGAAGUGUCGGAGUGGUGGUAAAUAUUCAAACACUGGAUCUUCACUAUGAUGAAGUUUCACAAAUACGCAAUUGUCAUCUUUAGCCUUUUCCUCCCGAUCGAAGGUGUGAACGUCACUGAGAGAUCUGUGCAGGAAGGCGAGACGUUCAUCUUCCAUCUGACAAAUGAGGAAUCUGACAUCAGCUCAGUCGAAUGGAAACAGAUGGACAGAAACAAACUGCUGGCCCUCAUUUCCCUGGACAAUGCUAAUAAAACAUUCAUAUUUUCUAAGGGAAAUAGAGUCCACUUCAUGCAGAAUGGGUCAAUCAUCAUCAGAGAUGUUAAACGGGAAGAUACUGGCAACUACACUUGCAAGAUCAUAUUCAAAAACAACAAAAUUGAGACAUACAUCAUCUCACUGUCUUUGUACUCAGAAAACACAGAACAGAGCCCUACUCGCAGCUCCACAGCCACUAAAUCAGAUGCACAGACUCUUUAUAUAGUGCUGAUUCCAGUUAUUGGAGGUUUGCUGCUGCUUGGCAGUGUGAUAGUCAUCGUUGUAAAAUGCAGAAGAAAACAUUGCAAUCAAGAUCAACACAUUUAUGCCAACACAAGCCACAAGUGCAAAGGAAACCGAAAGACACGUCAAAAAAAGGCCAGAUCUGACCAGAAGCAAUAAGUACAUUAAAUAAUGUUCCAUUAGAUUUCUUUCUGAUUUAAAUGUUCAUAACAUCUAAGCCUUGCAAGAUGUUAAGAGUUGCCACUGCAAGACCAGACCUGAAACAAGAGUAUGUGUGUGUGUGUGCGUGUGUGUGUGUGGUUUUACAGGCGGUUGUUUUUAGGGUCUGUUCCGUCUUGUGCAAUUGCCAGGAAAUUGCUUUACUUGCAUGUGUGCUGGGGAGGGCAGAUGCAGCUCUUUCAAUGUUUUUUUUUUUUUUUUUUUUGUAUCUCCAAAAUUAAACUUGAUACUUUUAGCCUUUUCUUUUCCAAACAUAUUUUAUACAGCAAUAUAACACUUUAGAAUAGAAUAUAUGGAAAAUGAUCCAUGGAGUGAAUUGCGACCUAAUACUUAGAAAACUUUGAGCCCUUAAAUGUUCUUCAGGUGUUCCUCGGAAGAAACACUUAAAGGUUGUAUGCAGAACACCUAUGUACCUAAGAAUCCAAGCACCUUCAGGUGAUCAAAGAACUCACAGAAGAACUCCUCUUUCAAAGUAUGCAAUACAUUUCCUGACAAUGUUUUCUGCAAAAACCUUCAAUUUUCGUUGAACCAUUGAGGAACCCUCUGUUUCUAAUAGUGUAUAUAUACACACAUGUGGUUGUAUAGAAUGUCUCUGCAUACUCUAGCAUUACAGUGCAACAUUAUUUCCCUGUAACUAAGAGACCCAAAACUGUUCCAGCAUGACAAUGCCCCUGUGCACAAAGUGAGUGGCAGUGGUGUAAUAUAAUGAAGUAAAAUGACUUUGUUACAGUACUUAAGUAUUUUUUGAGAGUUUUUGUACUUUACUUGAGUUUUUAUAUUUCUGUCAACUUUUACUUCACUACUUUUUUGAAACAAAUUCUAUACUUUUACUCCGAUACAUUUUCUGUUCGGCAUUUUCGUUACUUACUACAAAAAAAACCUGCGUCCAAAUUUGCAGUAAAGGAAGUUUGUGGUCAGUGAUGACUUUAGGCCAUGUCCACACGGAGCUGGGGAUUUUUAAAAACAGAGAUUUUUCAACUGUUUUUUUUUUUUAUUCUGUCUACACGACCUACGUGUUAAAAAUAUCUUUGUCCACAUGAACACACAAAACGUCCUGUAAAGUGCUGUCAGGAGUCUAGCCAAUCAGAAGCCCUGUUAAGUGCUGUCAGGAGCCUAGCCAAUCAGAAGCCCUGUUAAGUGCUGUCAGGAGCAUGUCUAGCCAAUCAGAAGCCCUGUUAAGUGCUGUCAGGAGCAUGUCUAGCCAAUCAGAAGCCCUGUUAAGUGCUGUCAGGAGCAUGUCUAGCCAAUCAGAAGCCCUGUUAAGUGCUGUCAGGAGCAUGUCUAGCCAAUCAGAAGCCCUGUUAAGUGCUGUCAGGAGCAUGUCUAGCCAAUCAGAAGCCCUGUUAAGUGCUGUCAGGAGCCUAGCCAAUCAGAAGCCCUGUUAAGUGCUGUCAGGAGCCUAGCCAAUCAGAAGCCUAGGCAAAACAUUAUUACCGGUUCCGGUAGUUUAACAACAAUGGUGCGUCGUGUUUAAAGCGAUGCCCUUGACAUGCGAAAAUUUCAUUAUAGAAUGUAGAAGUCCGACCAGGUCUCGUCCAAAACCGCCAUCGCUGUGUCUGUUGUCUGAGUUUUGUAUGCAGCAGCAGUGAGCUUCGUAUUCCAUUCCGGCACUGUGGGAGUAACUGUGCAUGUAUGUACAUGCAUGUAAAAAUCCAGUAAACAACGUUAACACAGUCAGUAGUUUAUGUAAGUCUGCUAUUGCACAAAAUAUCUUCAUAAUCAAAGCUGACGUCAAAUCAACCGGCGCACAAUGACGUCAAUUCAUCAAAAUCUCUGUUCCCCCUGUCCACACAACAACACUGAAAACAGAGAGUUUUGGAAAAUCUUCACUUUGGAAGGAGUUUUCCAAAAGCACCUUUUUCAACGACCUCAAACUGCAUUAGCAUGUGGAUGAAGGGUCAAAACACGGAGAAAAAUCUCCCUUCUUAAAAAUCCCCGGCUACGAGUGGACAUGGUCUUAGUUACAAGCUCACAGGUAUGGAGACACUGAUACUGUACACUUCAUUACAAUACAGUUCUAAAGGCCUCUUCUUUCUUUCAUGCAAGUCUUAUUUUUUUGGUGCUGCACUUAUUGAGAAGUUUAAGCAAAGCAAGUUUAAGUAAAGCAAUAUAGAAUAAAAUUCAUAGUUCUCCAAAUUAUUACAGUCUUGCAUUUUUUUAUUAAUUUACUUCUACUUUCACUUUCCAUACUUGAAUACAUUCAUGAAAAUACUACUUUUGAUACUUAAGUACAGUUUAUUCAGAUACUUUAAGACUUUUAGACAAGUAGAAUUAUAAUGGUUGAUUUUAACUUUUACACCUGUACUUUUACUCAAGUGUGGCUUUUGGGUACUUUAUACAACACUGGUGAGUGGUGGAAACACCAAAAUCUGGUGUGUUACAGUUGAAAUGAAAGAACUCGGGUGUCCUUCACAGAGCCCAGAGCACAUCAGUGUGUCACCUCACUAAUGCUCUUGUAAUUGAAUGAAUACAAAUCCCCACACCGUCACUCCAGCAUAUAAGGGAAAACCUUCCCAGAAGAGAGGAGCUUAUUAUAACAGCAAAGGAGGAAUACAUCUGAAAUGAGCUGCUCAACAAACACAAAUACAUGUGAUGGUCUGGAGUACACAUUCUUUUUGGCCUGAACAGGUGUCAAGUUUGACAUGCAAUAAGUUUUGCUUUGGUGUUUAGCUUGGUGAGUUUGGCCUGGUGUGUAUUAUGUAGAAAAUAAUGUUAGUUGGUACUCUGUAAGAGAAGAUUGCAGCAUCAGAGGUGCGCAUCCAGAUGCUAGAGAUGGUUAGCAACAGUGAGAGCAGUGGUAAAAGUCUCAACACCUUAGGUGGUGCCCCAACUCCAGCAUUAGAGCCCUCACAGUGGGGCGAAUUGGUAAUAACUCAGCAGCAAGGUUGCAAGGCUAAAGUUAACAUUAAGGCUCAUCCACAUGAACACCACUCAUCUCCGUUUCACAUGUCCAACAGGUUUGCUCUCCUAAGUGAAGCACCUGCUGAGAAACCUGAAAGAGCUCUGGUUAUAGAAGACUCUCUCUUAAGGCAUGUGAAAUUAGCUAGGCCUUUAGGGGCUCUAGUAGCACUGGUUAGAUGUAUACCGAGAGCCAGGGUGCCAGACAUAGCAGGCAAUCUUAGGGUUUUCGGAAAGCACUGGUUCUCAAAGGUAGUUUAUCCUGUAGAAGCUAAUGUAAUACAUCUUAGUCGGUCAAGAAUAAUAUUGUAGAAGUGUGUAAAUUAGCGAAGGCAAUGUCCAGUGCUGUAAUAUGCUGCACUGUGUGGUGUGGCGAUGUAGCGUAUAGUGCUAUGGUUGCUGAACUGCUGGAUUUCCAGGUGUUCCUCCAGAAACAAUGUGUGCUUCAUAUACAAAUGGAACAAUUGGUUUUUAGGAAAAGGCUGGCCUCUUAAGGCAAGUUUUUUUUAAUUUUUUUUAUAAUCGUGUUGUUUCUCUCAACAAAACAUUAAUUGUUGGAGACUUUAACAUUUAUUUGAAUAAGUCAGAAGAUCCACUGAGAACUGUGUCCAUCCAUCCAUAAGGGAGGUCACACUCUUGAUCUCAUGCCAUUAUUUUGUCUAUGCACUUUACCACAUUGCCAUGUUGAACAUACAUUUAUGCCUGCUAUUACUGAGCAGUUCAUCAACAGUCUCCCAGGAUUAUUAUCCAUGACCGGAUCACCAUCUGACCCCACAGAACUUGACCAGGUGACUGAUUACUUAGAGUCAAUGUUUUGCUACACCUUAGAUAUUGUAGCUUCACUUAGGAAAAAAAAAUAGUUAUGGAGAAGAAAAUAGCACUCUGCUAUAAAAAAAAAAUACAUAUCUAAAAGUAUAACACCAGAAAAUUACAGUAUAUAUAGAGUCAAACCAAAUUGGCACUAUUUCAAGUAGCGUAGAGGGAAAGCCUCUUGAGCCUCAGAACUGUUUUCGGCGAUUUAUGCAGAUUUUCUUUAAAGAAAUUCUCAUUUUUGGAGAUAUAAACAUAAAAUUUGGUGGUCUUAUGUAUUUUUCUAUGCUCUUUCCAUUUCUGCUAUUAUUUGUAAUGUAUUACUGAAUGUAAUUAAGCUAUACCUACAUAAUGGAUGCUGAAUGAAAUACCC
Hemibagrus wyckioides is the source of this 5162-nucleotide messenger RNA. Its product is annotated as carcinoembryonic antigen-related cell adhesion molecule 3-like. The coding region runs from base 410 to 1021 and encodes 203 amino acids. The transcript has 5 exons. Lineage: Eukaryota; Metazoa; Chordata; Actinopteri; Siluriformes; Bagridae. The record is from RefSeq and is a predicted model, not a curated record.